Molecule: messenger RNA, 3286 nt
Organism: Alligator mississippiensis (American alligator)
Lineage: Eukaryota; Metazoa; Chordata; Crocodylia; Alligatoridae
Gene: ASPSCR1
Product: ASPSCR1 tether for SLC2A4, UBX domain containing
Exons: 17
Coding region: 1702-3132 (476 amino acids)
Molecular function (GO): protein binding
Source: RefSeq, a predicted model, not a curated record
GCGGGGCGCCCGGCCCGGCCAGACAAAGCGCGGGGCGCCGUGGCCCACGUGGCGGACACCUGCCCCGGGGAGCCCCGACUCACCUGCCUGGCCUGGACGAAGCUGCCUGGUUCCCCGGUGCUGGCGCCGAGCAGCCCAGAGCGCCGGCCGGCCGGGCCUGGGGAUCGACCGACGCCCGCAGCCGGGGCCUGAGCCGCUGGGCUGGAGCCGGAGGAGGAAUGAGUGCUGUGCCUGCGACGGGACCCAGGACAGGUGCUCCCGGAUUUAAGGGAGGACACAGCUCCCGCUGGUCAGCUGGGAGUCUGCCCCUCCCGUGUUCUCACUGAAGGCCUGUUACACUGCCAGGGUCGAGGUGUCCCUUCAGCAAUGCAGCAUCUGUGACAGCCCUUUCUUUGUCACCGCCAUGGCGCAGGCGCCUCGCAACUUCCACAUAGUUGGAGCGUGCUGAAUAUUGCGCAUAGCCUACGUUCGAUGACUUUGGUACAUUGAUUACGCUGGUUGUGUCUGUCAGGCCAGGGUUAGGUCAAAAGAGCAGGCAUCUCUUACGUGGGGCCAGUGAGCUCCCCCAGGCCACUUGCCCGCUACACCCAGUUUGUGUUCGGCAGUUGUGCUGGUUGGAAGGAGUUGGCGACAUGCGGGAGACUGGACUCAGGUCGCUGCCGGACGACUUGCUCCAGCUGUCGGGUUCUGUGGCUGCGUGCUAGCACUCAGGACUUCCUCUGGUGCUGGCGCCUGGGCUCAGCUGCAUGGCUUGGGGGACCGAGACGUGAGCCAGGGGCAGACACAGUGGGACUUCCUGCUCAGCUCUGGCUGUUGCGUGGCACCAGCCUUGGCAAGAGCCUUCUGAGUCAAGAAAUCAAUCCCACGGCAGCACCCAAUGGACUACUACAUCCUUGGCCACCAGGAAAGCUAAUGCCCUCCUGGGACGUAUCCAGGGAGGUAGUCGGCACUGUGCAAGGCACAGCAAUUCUUGUGUGGAGCGCUGCGUGCAGUUCUGGUCGCCUGCGUGCCCACGUUAAGAAAAAAAGAAUCCCGUCUGGAACAGGUGCAGAGAAGGGCUGCGCGGAGGAUGAGGGGACUCAUGACCCUGUCUCACAAGAGGGGCCUGAAUAAAGUCUGGCUUGUUAAACCUAGGAAAACAGAGCUUGUGUUUGCCCCCCAAAAAGAGAAGGGUGCAACACCAGGGAGGGAGAAGACAGGACAACCCUGCCCACAAGAAUAUAAACUGGCAGCAGGGCUGGAAAUGAGGAGAAGGUUUCCAACCCUCAGGAGUGGGGGUCUAGAAGAGCUUUCCAGGAAGAGCAGCCAAGGGAAAACCCUAACUAGCUUCAAGCUCUUCUGAUUACAACAUGCCUUUAGAAACUAGUGGCAUCUCUCCGAUCCUGCAACCUGGAAAUGUUCAGCUUAAGUUACUUCAAAGAGUGUCCUUUGACCAGGAGUCACGCGUUGCUUUAGGGGAUAUGCUACUUGCAGAUGCGACCUCGGAAACAGCUGCACGCUUCAGACGGAGGGAGAACGGGAGCCAUCCAGCGCAGAGAGGAAGAGGAAACAAGCCCACCUUUCUGAGGCCUAGUGCUGGAGGAGGCGUGCGGCAAGCAGGGCUUCAGCGCCCGCGACUACGGCCUCAAGUUUCAGAGGACGGUGCUGGACCUGUCCGUGCAGUGGAGGUUUGCCAAGCUGCCCAACAAUGCCAAGCUGGAGAUGGUGCCGGUGUCUUGUCAGCGAGCAGACACGGAAGACACGGUGCGGAUUGCACUGCAGCUGGAUGACGGCUCCCGUUUGCAGGACACCUUUCACUCUAGUCAGACCCUGUGGGCCCUCCUCCAGCACUUUACACAAAGCAGGGAGUUUGUGGAACAGCCCCGUGACUCUUCCCCAGUCUGUAUUUACAUGCGAGAUGAGAUAGCAGGGAGGGAUGCCCUGGAGAAGACAACACUGAAACUGCUUGGCCUGACUGGAGGCAGCGCCAUUAUCAGGGUUGUCAUGAAGAAGCACAGUUCAUCUGGCCAGGAGGAGGCUGUGGACGCUGCAGCCCAAGCAAAUGAGCCUCCACGGAGGUCAGUCUGCACUGAAGGAGCUGUGGAUCUGCCUCUACUUCAAACAAACACGUUCCCAAAGGACUUGGACCACAGAGAUGUGUCUGCCUCCUUAAAGAGCUGUACAGAUGAGCAGCCCAAUGCCUUGGCCAGCUCAGGGGGGCUGCAGGCUGCCGCAGCACCUGUCCCCUUCGUCCCUUUCUCUGGAGGUGGGCAGUGUCUUGGAGAGUCUCCUGCAGCUGCAGCAGUUCCAGUGUCAGACAUGCCAUCUUCAAAGCUGCCAACAUCUCUCUGUAGUCCUGGAGGCCCUUCUAAGCCAAAAAAGACCAAGACUAGCCAGGGACAGCCAAAGGAACAUGAGCAGCUGCUGGAGCGGGAGCCGGUCGUGUGCCACCUAGACCUGCAGCCAGCACUGCCUCCUGGCCCAAAGGACUUUCCUGACGAGUUCUUCGAAGUCACGGUGGACGACGUGCGGAAGCGCUUGUCCCAGCUGCAGAGCGAGAGGAAACGCCUGGAAGAGACUCCCUUAAUGACAAAGUCCAUGAGGGAAGCUCAGAUGAAGGAGAAGCUGGAGCGUUACCCAAAGGUGGUGCUGCGGGUUCACUUCCCAGACCGCUAUGUUCUGCAAGGUUUCUUCCGCCCCAGUGAAACAGUUGGUGACCUGAGAGGCUUUGUGAGAAGCCACCUUGCAGAUGCAGAGCUGCCAUUCUACCUGUUUAUUACACCUCCUAGGACCAUCCUGAGUGAUGAGAGCUUGACCCUGUUUGAGGCAAACCUCUUCCCAGCUGCUCUCGUUCACUUUGGAUCUGAGGAGCGCAAAGACUGUUUCUUGAGACCAGACCUGCUGGAAUCUGCUGUAUCCCCUUCUGCAGCUGACUUGUUAGUAGCCAGAUGUCUGUCCAAAUCUCUCGUUCCUUCUGCGCCAUCAGCUUCAGUAGCAGCUGCUCCCCUGCCAGCCGGGCCGGAGGAGACCACGGAUGAGAGAGGGGCUGCAGAGCAUCCAGAGCCAGCAGGAGCCUCUGUAGCCCCACAGCCAGUGAGAAGGGCCCCUGGGAAAGUGCCAAAGUGGUUGAAACUGCCAGGUGGGAAGAGAUGAAGGACUUGGGCCCCUUGACUGGACUGAAGCAGCAGAAGGUGUUGUGCUUCUUUCUACGGGAGCUGCUUCAGUCUCGGUGAGAAGUGGUUGUUGGAUCUGGAGAGACUGGACCUACCCAUGUUGUUUCUGAAUAAAGCAGUGCUAUUUCCUGUGA